AUGUUUUCUGAUUCAGCAGAUCAAAUGGCAACGCCACGGAAAAAACCAAAAUUAGAAAAUGAUGAAGAUCUCUUUUUAUUUGAUUUAUCAGAACGUUUUCAUUCGUUUUGCUAUCCACAAACAGACGAUGGAAGUCCUCAAGUGUCAUUAGAUGAUCUUUAUCAACGACUUAAUGAACAUGAUCUCGAAUAUCGUUCAACCAUAGGUUUAAAUCGACAUAAUUUAAAUCAAGAAAUUCUCGUCAACGAAGAAAAUUUAUUUCAAUCGAAAUCAUCAAUAGAACAAUCGAAAGAAAGUUUAAAUGAACGAAAACAAUAUUUAAAAUUAGCUAAAUUAAAACGUCGUCAUCAAUCUGACUAUUUAACUAUGUUUAAUGUUAUCAAUCGAUUGCCGUCACGUGACAUUUCACAAAGGAAACUUAAUCAACUAAAUCUUGAAUAUGAACAACAAAAAUCAGAAUUAGCACAUUUAAAUCAACGUUUAUCUAUCUAUCAAAAACAAUCAAAAGUUGUACUGUAUUCUUUACUUGAACUUGUAGGAUUUAUUGAUGUUAAAUUGCCGAUUAAUUUCGAAGAUGAAAUCGGUCGAUUAGAUAAUAAUCCACUACUAGAAAGUAAUGGAGAUAAAUAA
Rotaria socialis is the source of this 630-nucleotide messenger RNA. Lineage: Eukaryota; Metazoa; Rotifera; Eurotatoria; Philodinida; Philodinidae. The record is from the annotation of a GenBank genome assembly.